AUGUUGUUAUGGUCACACAACUCUGACGAUGGGCGACACCGAUCAACUGGAUAAUCCAAUUGUUUUGGAUAUUGCCGCCUAUACGUUGACUGAGUAUGUUGCAGCCAAGACACUGGAAAGCAAUCUUGAAGUGGUCUUUACCGAUGCAAAACAGUCUAAGCCAUGUGCUCAACCAGACUACGAUGAGAAGUUAAAGUUUCCAUUCGUACGUGAUAAUUACAAACCCACAGCUGUGCACAUAAUCGAUGCCCAAGAACUCGUGUCCGCCGAUGCAGCUACAGAAACCAAACGUGUAGUGGAGUUAACACUAGACUUGACACCGCUGGCUGAGCUGAACUACGAUCCCGGUGAUACACUGGCCGUGUUGCCCUGCAAUAAUUCCAAUGUGGUAGCGAAGCUACUGCAGCGCCUCAACUUGACUGAGCAAGCGGACAUCACUUGUUAUGUUCGAUUAGUUCCCAACUGUACCAAGAAGACUGCUAAAGUGCCCGUUUAUGUACCAACAUCAGCGACUCCUCGUGAGAUCUUCACCUUCUAUCUUAAUCUCCAUGGAGUGCCGCAGAAGCAGUUCCUCAGUGCGUUGGCCAAUUGUACCAGCGAUGUCAAGGAACGUGCUUUUCUGAACAGUCUUUCCGCCAAACAAGGCGUCGCUCAUUACCAAUCUCUAAUUUUGGAGCGCGGCCUAUGCUUGAUGCAGCUGCUCGACAUUUGCGGGAGCUGCAUGCCAACACUAGCGUUGCUAGUGGAGCAUUUGCCGCGCCUGCUGCCACGUCCUUAUUCUAUAGCCAACAGUCCUCUCGAAUACACAAAGCAACUGAGGAUCAUUUACUCAAUUCUUGACAAGAAACCUGGUGUAACAACUAGCAUGCUGGACGUAAAACUGUCUCUAGUCAAAGAGCAGCAAGUGGCCAAUUUGUUUGUGUAUCCACGCACACAGAACAGCUUUCGAUUCACAGCUGCCGAGCUACCAGGCAAUCAAAUUCUAAUAGCAGUUGGCACAGCGCUUGCUCCAUUCCUUGGAUUUUUGGCUCACAAGGAGCUUAGUGAGUCAAAGAGCACUGGACAAACUUGGCUUUAUGUGGGAGCUAAAACACCGCAAGCUGUUCUAAAGCAACAGCAACUAAGCCACUGGGAAGCAACUUCAGUGUUGCAACGUUUACGCGUUUGUUAUUCUCGAACUUCAACGGGCGAUGAACCAAAAUAUGUACAGGACUUGCUCGAAAAAGAUGCAGCGGAACUUGUUGAUCUGCUACAGCAACCAUCGACCGUGAUGUACAUUUGUGCGGAUGGCGCGAAAAUAUCCAAGUCCAUCGAGGAGACUGUGAGAGGCUGUCUGCAACGUGUCCUGCAACUGGAUGAGAGGGCGGCGUUGGAAAAGAUAAAGGAGCUGCGUUCGCUGGGCAAAUAUCGCGAAGAUAUUUGGCUAUAGACACUGACAAAUUGCUUACCAUAUUGUAGAUAAACAUAUUUUUUACGUUGU
Molecule: messenger RNA, 1480 nt
Organism: Drosophila albomicans
Lineage: Eukaryota; Metazoa; Arthropoda; Insecta; Diptera; Drosophilidae
Product: methionine synthase reductase
Exons: 2
Coding region: 29-1429 (466 amino acids)
Biological process (GO): homocysteine metabolic process
Cellular component (GO): cytosol
Molecular function (GO): [methionine synthase] reductase (NADPH) activity; flavin adenine dinucleotide binding; FMN binding
Source: RefSeq, a predicted model, not a curated record